UUUGCUUCAUACUUCAUUCAUUUUAUCGCUCGCAGCUGAAAAGAAACUCAACUCUACUCUGCAACUCAUUCCUAGGAUUUCUACACCUCGACGAAUCCUAGGUACUUCAGAAAUUUUGAAUGAAUGGAGAUGACAAUGUCAGCAGCAACUUGUUCCAACAUGACUAGAUUCAGUGGUAUUCUCCGGACAACAUGUGUAUCAUCAUCUCCCAAGAGGAAGCAUGCAAAAGGAAUCUUGAGAAAUUUUACCAUAUGUGCCUCACCAUUUAUAUCUUCAGUUGACCCUAUAAUUGUUAAUUCCCCUUCCUUUCAAGUUUUGGCUUCCAAUCUUUCGCUUGCCGAUGUCCCCCAACGGUCAGAGGAGUGGUUUGCCCUUCGCAAGGACAAACUUACUACCAGCACAUUUGGCACUGCGUUGGGCUUCUGGAAAGGGAGUCGUCGCCCUGAGCUCUGGCAAGAGAAAGUGUUUGCAUCAGAGGCACAAAUCAUGGGAGCAAAUAAUGCCAUGGCAUGGGGAACACUCAAAGAAGCAGUAGCUGUAGAACAAUAUAAAAAGAUCACAGGUAAUGAGGUGAGCUCAAUGGGGUUUGCUGUUCAUUCAAAGCAGUCUUGUGAUUGGCUUGGUGCCUCCCCUGACGGUGUUCUUGGGUGCCCUCCACAACUUGGGAUACUGGAAGUCAAGUGUCCAUAUAACAAGGGCAAACCUGAGGCUGGCUUGCCUUGGUCGAAAAUGCCUUUCUACUACAUGCCUCAAGUUCAGGGCCAGAUGGAAAUAAUGGAUUGUGAAUGGGUUGAUUUGUAUUGUUGGACGCCAAACGGAAGUACUAUAUUUCGCGUGCUUAGGGAGCGUGAGUAUUGGAACUUGAUACAUGAUAUGCUACGCGAGUUUUGGUGGGAAAAUGUGGUUCCGGCAAGGGAAGCUCUACUUCUGGGUCGUGAAGAAGAGGUGAAAUCAUAUAAGCCUGCAUCUACUCACCAAAAGACAGGGGUAGCAAUUGCUAAAAGUAUAAAAUUAGCUCAGGAAACAAAGCUAUUUUGCAGAGAACUUGCAGGCCAUGUUGAAUUUUAUAGCUGAUUAGAGUUCACUAUGCAUUCAUUUUGUAUCCAAAACAUUUUCAUUUCCCAAUGUGUUAGUUGCUUUCUGAGACGGAUUUGGUGCUUUAGCUACUGCCUUUGGCGCCCUAUUGUAUUCAAAGCUAACAGCAUUUGUACAGUGUUCUUCAAAGCUAACUGGCAUUUUACACUCUUAGACGUU
Glycine soja is the source of this 1254-nucleotide messenger RNA. RefSeq lists its product as uncharacterized. The transcript has 2 exons. The coding region runs from base 124 to 1074 and encodes 316 amino acids. NCBI's taxonomy places the organism in Eukaryota, Viridiplantae, Streptophyta, Magnoliopsida, Fabales, Fabaceae. The record is from RefSeq and is a predicted model, not a curated record.